This is a messenger RNA of Eimeria mitis, 726 nucleotides long. RefSeq lists its product as uncharacterized. The record is from RefSeq and is a predicted model, not a curated record. Lineage: Eukaryota; Apicomplexa; Conoidasida; Eucoccidiorida; Eimeriidae. The transcript is spliced from 2 exons. Bases 1 to 726 code for a protein of 241 amino acids.
AUGGAUGAUGCGGAUCAGUAUUUGUUGUCUUGGAACGGGGAGACCUCUGGGGUUGAUGCAGCAAGUCUGGCGCUGCAGCAGCAGCAGCAGCAACAGCAGCAGCAGCUGCUGCUGCAGCAGCAGCAAGAACAGCUGCUGGGGAGGACGCAUCUAACAACCCGCAGCAACAGCAGGAGAGGCCUCAGGCAGCGAACGAGGAGCAGCAUGUUUGCUGCUGGUGCUGUUCCUGCUGCAGCAGCUGGGGGCUUUGCUCAGCUGCAGACAGACGCAGCAGCAGCAGCAGCAGCAGCAGCAACAGCAGCGUCGGCAGCAGCAGCUGCUGCUGCUGCAUCCGAAGCCUCGGAUGCAGCAGCCAUCAGCAGCAGCAACAACAGCAGCAGCAGCAGCAGCAGCAACUCUAACCUGCGCCCGAGUACGCGGCUGACACGCUCUGCUUCUCGCUUUGCUGCUCGUGCUCCCAAGAGGGGUGUGCUGCCUGCAGCAGCAGCAGCAGCAGCAGCAGCAGCAGCAACCGCCCCUGUGGGGCUGUCCCCGCUGCUGCAAGGAACGCAGGCUCAACAGCAGCAGCAGCAGCAGUUGCUGCUGCUGCAACUCAGCAGCAGCAGCAAGCAACAAAGGCUGCGCUGCAGCAGCUGGGACUCACACCGAGCCAUAGAAGUGCCGGCACAGCAGCAGCAGCAACACAGGCAGCAGAAAACACGCAGCUUCAGGGGCCUAUCUCAAUAG